GUAAACAAAUUUUUCUCCAAGUUAAUCAAUUGAUUAGAUAUUUAAUUGUUUUCCAAUCGAUUUUAAUUAUUUGAGUUCUAUUGAAUUUGCUGUUAAUCUUUUGCGUUUAGUUGUGAUUGUUUCUUUUCGGUGUUGGGAUAUAUUGAGCUGACAACAAUGACUUCUCAUAGUAACAUUACCGGUUCUCUGAUUGCUUCUCUUCAUCCUUUGGUUAUAAUGAAUAUUUCAGAACAUUGGACUCGAUUGAAGGCUCAGAAUAGUUCAGAGCAACAGGUUGUUGGUGCUUUAAUUGGUAAACAAGAGGGUAGAAAUAUUGAGAUAAUGAACUCCUUUGAGCUUCUCUUUGACCGGAUCGAGAUGGAUAUUAUUAUCGAUAAAACCUAUUACCUACAGAAAGAGAAUCAAUUUAAACAAGUUUUCCCUGAUCUUGAUUUCCUUGGUUGGUAUACUACGGGAGAUUCUCCUGAUGAAUCUGACAUUCGAGUUCAUCAACAAAUUCUUGAGAUCAACGAAUCACCCGUUUUACUUAAGCUCAAUCCCUAUAGUCGCCAUACCAAAUUACCUGUUAAAAUGUUUGAAACCAUAAUUGAUAUUGUCAAUGGAGAACCUAAAAUGUUGUUCGUUGAUUUAAAUUAUACAAUCAAGACUGAAGAAGCUGAAAGGAUCGGCUUGGAUCAUGUUGCUAAAUUAUCAGCUACACCUCAGGGAGCUGAUUCACACAGUUCAGUUGUAUCAGAACAUCUUGGUUGUCAAUUGAAUGCUGUUAAAAUGCUACGAGAUCGUAUUAGUUUAGUCUUAGCUUAUGUGAAAGAUACACAAAAAGGUAACAUCCCAUGGAACGAUGAAAUUCUGAGAGAAGCUCAUAACCUUUGCCACAGGCUUCCAGUGAUCAACAAUGGACAAUAUUCUGAACAAUUUUACAAUCAAUGUAAUGACGUUGCUUUAAUAACCUACCUGAGCACCAUAACCAAAGCUUCAAACACUCUAAAUCAAUUUGUCAACAAGUUCAACAUUCUCUAUGAUCGCCAAGGUGUUGGUCGACGAAUCAGAGCAUUAUUCAUGUAAUAAUAAUGGUGGAACUCUUUGAGAUUAUUCAGCUAAAUUUUCCCGUGUUCCUUUCCACCAUGAAGAUUACAAUGAGCGAAAAGAUUGUAAAUUCUUAAACAAUUUACUCCUCGUAAUUGUGAGAAACACAAAAGCCAAAUUGUCUUUUAUUUAAAAUCACAAUUAAAUCAGUUGCCUGUUUUAUAUUAUUAUA
This is a messenger RNA of Panonychus citri (citrus red mite), 1258 nucleotides long. It is a transcript of the gene CSN6, whose product is annotated as COP9 signalosome complex subunit 6-like. Gene Ontology annotation, cellular component: COP9 signalosome. The record is from RefSeq and is a predicted model, not a curated record. Lineage: Eukaryota; Metazoa; Arthropoda; Arachnida; Trombidiformes; Tetranychidae. The coding region runs from base 157 to 1065 and encodes 302 amino acids. Gene Ontology annotation, molecular function: metallopeptidase activity; protein binding. The transcript has 3 exons. Gene Ontology annotation, biological process: protein deneddylation.